UCGUCUGGGGUGUUCAUGCAUAACAUAGCAUGGUGUCAUUCCCUGGGAUCCAAUUCUCAACAGCACUUACAGCUCCUUAGAGCAGGACUAUUUCCUGCAAGCUCCACCCGGCCCAAGACCACUUGCACCUUUGAGGUACUAGAUCAUUUUCUCAUUGAUGCCUUGGAAUGCAAGACUUUGGCAAGGAGCUUCUUUGAGAAACUCACAAGGCUAACUAAUAAUGCUUUUCCAGAUACAGUCCCGGUGAGUUUGAGUGCACUUGAUCCAGUAGAUUUCUCUGAAUACCUAUGUAUACAUUGA
Molecule: messenger RNA, 300 nt
Organism: Suillus paluster
Lineage: Eukaryota; Fungi; Basidiomycota; Agaricomycetes; Boletales; Suillaceae
Exons: 1
Source: RefSeq, a predicted model, not a curated record